UAAACUUCCCCCACAAAAUAGAGCACGAAAAUCAGACAAAUUCCCUAAAAUAUCCCACGCGCUCUCAAUCACUUUCUCAUCCCACACUGUAAUCCAAUAUUUUCUCUUCCGUCGCUUGUUUCUUCUCAUGGAGAACCAGAGCGAUAUCUCCGGCCGGCGCCACCGCGAGAAGCCGUCGCCGUCGCCGUCUCGCCGGAGCUUGAAGAGGAAGCUCGAUGAGGAUCCCGACGGCGAUCGGCCGCAUCAAGAUCCCGCGCGCGAGGUGCGCGCUCAAGUCGAGAUCCUCGAUUCUGCUCUCUCGCCGUCAUACAAGGAUCGCUUGGCCGUGAAACAGGCUAUCGACGUUCUUUCCGGCUUCGCGAGGAACGAAGAGAUGGUGGAUAUGAUUGUGGGUUGUGCGGCGGUUCCUGCGCUGGUUCGACAUCUGCGGGCUCCAUGGCCGGUGGAGGAGGGUGACGCUGGCCGAGUAGCUUACGAGCAUGAAGUGGAGAAAGCAAGCGCGUUCACACUUGGGCUUCUUGCCAUUAAACCCGAGCAUCAACAUCACAUUGUUGAUGCAGGUGCUUUACCCUUUCUGGUGGAUCUUUUGAAGAGAUAUAGGGGUGUUUCAGAAUCUUGGGCAGUAAGUGGUGUUAUUAGGAAAGCAGCUAAUGCUAUCACUAACCUUGCCCACGAGAACGGCCACAUUAAAACUCGUGUUAGGGUUGAGGGUGGCAUCCCACCUCUUGUUGAAUUGCUUGAAUUUGCUGACACAAAAGUGCAAAAAGCUGCAGCUGGAGCCCUUCGAACCCUUGCUUUUAAGAAUGAUGAGAACAAAAACCAGAUUGUGGAAUGCAAUGCUCUGCCAACUCUUAUACUGAUGAUGCAUUCUGAGGAUACUGCCAUACACUAUGAAGCGGUUGGGGUCAUUGGAAAUUUGGUCCACUCAUCUCCAAACAUCAAGAGAGAAGUUCUUGCUGCUGGGGCUUUGCAACCUGUCAUUUCAUUACUUAGCUCCUCCUGUUCUGAAAGCCAAAGAGAAGCUGCUUUGUUGAUUGGGCAAUUUGCUGCAACAGAUUCAGACUGUAAGGUACACAUUGUUCAAAGAGGUGCUUUGCAGCCACUAAUAGAAAUGCUCCAAUCUCCUGAUACUCAAUUGAAGGAAAUGGCAGCCUUUUCCCUGGGGAGGUUAGCUCAGGACACUCACAAUCAAGCUGGUAUGGUGCACAGUGGUGCAAUGGUGCCCUUACUGGAGCUUCUUGAGUCUAAAAAUGAAUUUCUCCAACACAAUGCUGCAUUUGUUCUUUUUGGGCUUGCGGACAAUGAAGAUAAUAUUGCAGAUCUUGUUAGGGUAGGAGGUGUUCAGAAGCUUCAAGAUGUUGAAUUUAUUGUCCAACCUACUAGAGAUUGCGUAGCCCGAACACUGCGGAGACUUGAAGAGAAGAUUCAUGGAAGGCAGAGGUCUGAACUUUACAAUNGCCAUUUAUUAUACUUGAUGCGUGUUGGAGAGAAAGUUGUUAAGAGCCGAGUAGCUUUGACUCUAGCACACUUCUGUUCUUCAGAUGACCAUAAGACUAUCUUCAUUGAUAACAAUGGACUGGAUUUGCUUUUGGAGCUCCUUGUGUCAACUAAUUUAAAGCAUCAAAGAGAUUGUUCUAUGGCUCUAUGCCGAUUAGCUGAUAAAGCCAACUCACUUUCUCUAAUGGAUGCGGCUCCUCCUUCCCCAAUACCUCAGGUGUAUUUGGGGGAGCAGUUUGUGAAUAAUCCCACGUUGUCCGAUGUAACAUUUUUGGUUGAAGGAAAACGGUUCUAUGCGCACCGAAUUUGUCUGCUAGCUUCUUGUGAUGCAUUCAGGGCUAUGUUUGAUGGUGGUUACAGGGAAAGAGAUGCCAAGGACAUUGAAAUUCCUAAUAUCAGAUGGGAUAUUUUUGAGUUGAUGAUGAGAUACAUAUACACAGGGGCCGUUGAUGUCAACUUAGAUAUUGUUGAGGACCUUCUGAUGGCUGCUGAUCAGUAUUUGUUAGAAGGUUUAAAGCGUCUAUGUGAAUAUGCGAUUGCACAGAAUAUAUCCGUGGAGAAUGUGUCUCUAAUGUUUGAGUUGUCCGAGGCAUAUAAUGCUUUGUCCUUGAGGCAUGCAUGUAUCUUGUUUAUUCUAGAAAAGUUUGACAGUUUAUGCAAUGUGCCCUGGUAUCCGCAGCUGAUCCAGCGAGUCCUGCCUGAGAUUCGAAACUAUUUUGUUCGAUUGCUUACGAGGCCAAUUAGUGCACAAUGAAUGCAUGCAUAUUGUUUUGAGGUUUAGAAGUUUUGAUGCUAUUUCUGAGUAAAGUAGUAAUAUUAUGCCUGUGAAAAUGUAUAGAAAUUGAUUCAUUUUUGUCAGAGUUGGUGUAUUAGUUGACAUAUUAAAGAGGCUAUUUGUUGUCUAGACUCGUUAAACGCCUCUUAGUUACAUACUCAUUUGUAAUGAUAAAAGUUCUUAAAGAAUUUCACUGCUUGCAAUGUUACAUGUUAGGCUUAUUUCUCUAUCUUAUGUCAUCAAAAAGUGUACUGUAGGGCUUGUUUGUUUUACAAAUAUAUUGGUAUUUAAUUGAUUUUUUUAGGUUAA
This is a messenger RNA of Striga asiatica, 2581 nucleotides long. The record is from the annotation of a GenBank genome assembly. Lineage: Eukaryota; Viridiplantae; Streptophyta; Magnoliopsida; Lamiales; Orobanchaceae.